GAAGUGUCCUGAGGGAUUUGACUGUCUGAGAAUAGGAAGGAACCCUAACUAUGGUUAUACCAGCUUUGACAGCUUUGGCUGGGCUUUCCUGGCGCUGUUCCGACUGAUGACCCAAGACUACUGGGAGAACCUCUAUCAUCAGACUCUGCGUUCAGCAGGGAAAACAUACAUGGUGUUCUUUGUGCUGGUGAUCUUCCUGGGUUCCUUCUACCUGGUCAACCUGAUCCUGGCUGUGGUGGCCAUGGCCUACGAGGAACAGAACCAGGCCACCAUCCAGGAGGCCUGGAUGAAGGAGAGAGAGUUCCAGCUGGCCAUGGAACAUGUACGCAGAGAACAGAGGAUGGCAGAAAGAAGAAUCCAGCAGGAGACAGACUCGGUCAUGUCCCCACAGCUGUCACCGUUUCAACUAAAAGCGGGCAGUAGUUUGAAACGGACGGCCAGUAGAAGAUCUCACAGGAUGCUGUCCGAGGAUCCAGAGGACGAAGCAGAWGGGAAGUUUGAGCCACUGGAUGAGCGGGUGUCCCCCCUGCCUCCCACGUCUCCCAUGCCCGUCCACCCUCUCCUUGCUGCCAUGUCGUCCCACCCUCUCAGCACGCGCCGUGGCAGCCAGGCCAGUAUCUUCUCCUUCAGACCCUGUGCCACCUCCGAUGCCGACUUCGGGGAUGACGAGUACAGUGUUCACGGGGACGUCAUGGGGAGGAGCAGGGCAGGCUCCACCGUCGGCCCCAACUGGCAACACAAGCACAAAAGGACAGGCAGCGUGAGGAGCCAUUGCUCCCAGGUCUUCACCCCCAGUCUCAACAUCAACGGACGUCUCAACAUCUCCCUGGACCAGAACGGCGUCACCACGGUCGGCCUGCACACCCCCACCUCCCUACCCGCCUGCAGCAUGGAGAAGGUCAAAGAAGAUAAAGAGCCCACCUAUAUAAACGAGUCCAGUGCCAAGCCGGCCCAGCUCUCCCCCGAGGCUGCAGAGCCUCCCCUCCGUAGGAAACGCGGUCUGAGCUCCAUUAGCUUCCUCAGCGAUGCCAUGGAUGGUGAGGGUACCUUCAGAGAGCUGGAGGAGUCUCGUCAGAAGUGCCCCCCCUGCUGGUACACUUUUGCCAAGGCGUACCUGAUCUGGGACAGGUGCCCAUGGUGGCUGAAGGUAAAGGAGUAUGUGAAGAUGAUUGUGAUGGAUCCCUUCCUAGACCUGGCAAUAACCAUCUGUAUCGUCCUCAACACCCUCUUCAUGGCUCUGGAACACUACCCCAUGACCGACGAGUUCAACAAUGUGCUCUCUGUUGGCAACCUGGACUCUGCGACUCUGCAGAUCUGGCGUUCAGCAGGGAAAACAUACAUCGGUGUUCUUUUGCUGGUGAUUCUUCCUGGGUUCCUGUCUUACCUGGUCAACCUGAUCCGGCGUGUGGCCAUGGCCUACGAGGAACAGAACCCAGGCCAGCCAUUUCCAGGAGGGCCUGGAUGA
This is a messenger RNA of Salvelinus sp. IW2-2015, 1465 nucleotides long. The record is from RefSeq and is a predicted model, not a curated record. Lineage: Eukaryota; Metazoa; Chordata; Actinopteri; Salmoniformes; Salmonidae.